GACAGAGGGAGAAGGAGAAGAUCAAGCUCAUGUACAUAGUUCUGAAACUUGCAGGUCGUAGGAGGCAGCUCAAAAGCUAGCUGGACAAGCCUUUCGCUCGUUGAGCAGAAGCGAAGUGAGACAUUGUGAGCUUGCCAGCCUUGCACAACAUUGAAAGGGACUGAAUUUGUAGCACAGAGGGGUCUUUUUUAGCUCUGCAUAUAAUUAGUCCAAACACAAAGGAAGCAACUGAAUGGAGGUUGUCACUCUCUGGAAAAGGGUGGGUAAGACACUUUUUAAUUAAAUUCUUUCAUGAAGAAAGAUUUUUUUUUUUCUUUGCUGCAGCAUUUAACAUGAACAAAAUCACUAUCAUUUUACCUUUGAAUGUCUGUGAACUUUAAUGCUGCACAGCUCCUGCAUGCUGUAAAGUGAAAUAUUUGCCUCUGUGUUUGUUCUGUUUGCUGUUUUGCUUUGGUUUUCGGGCUUUGUUUCGUUGGUUUGCCUUUUUUUAUUUUUUUUUUCCUCUCUUAAAUAAAAUAUGAUGUAGAAUUUGAAAAGAUUCAAUGGACAUUCUCAAGCAUAUUUGGAAAUAUUCUUGCUAAUGGAUUUCCUUCUUAUCGGUCUCUGUUUAAACUGGCUGCUGAGGAAGCCCCCGGGGUUGAUAUUGUGUACGCUGGGUAUCUUUUCUAAAAUGCUUCCAGCUGUGAAUAGUGGGUGUCCACAGCUCUGUCGGUGUGAGGGCAGGCUUUUGUACUGUGAAUCACUGAAUCUCACAGAGAUGCCUCGCAACCUGUCGGGCAUGAUGGGCUUGUCUCUGCGGUACAACAGCCUUUCAGAGCUGCAUGAUGGACAGUUCACAGGGUUAAUGCAGCUCACGUGGCUCUAUCUGGAUCACAAUCACAUUUGCUCAGUGGAGGGGAAUGCCUUUCAAAAAUUGCGGCGAGUUAAAGAGCUCACCCUGAGUUCCAACAAAAUAACCCAACUGCCCAACACCACUUUCCGCCCCAUGCCAAACUUGCGCAGUGUGGAUUUAUCAUACAACAACCUACAGUCUUUGGAGCCUGACCUGUUCCACGGGCUGAGAAAACUGACAACUUUGCACAUGCGGUCAAACGCCAUCAAGUUCGUGCCAGUGAGAAUUUUUCAGGACUGUCGCAGCCUGAAGUUUCUAGACAUAGGAUACAAUCAGUUAAAGAGCCUGGCUCGAAACUCUUUUGCAGGCUUGUUCAAACUCACUGAGCUGCACCUCGAGCACAAUGACUUGGUGAAAGUGAAUUUAGCCCAUUUUCCCAGGCUCAUCUCCCUGCACUCCCUCUGCUUGCGAAGGAAUAAAGUUACCAUCGUAGUUAACACUUUGGACUGGAUAUGGCAACUCGAAAAGAUGGAUCUCUCCGGCAACGAAAUCGAAUACAUCGAACCUCACGUUUUCGAAAGUGUACCUCAUCUCAAAUCCCUGCAGCUGGACUCCAACCGGCUGACCUACAUCGACUCCCGAGUCCUCGACUCCUGGAAGUCCCUCACGAGCAUCAGCCUCUCUGCCAACGCCUGGGAUUGCAGCCGGAACGUCUGCGCCCUGGCCUCCUGGCUGAGCAACUUCCAGGGUCGCUACGACAGCAACCUGCUCUGUGCCACCCCCGAGUACGCCCAGGGAGAGGAUGUUUUGGAUGCUGUCUACGCCUUUCACUUGUGCGAGGACAACGCCGACCCCACGAGCGUCAACACCUUCUCCCCCGUGACCAACAACAGCGAACAGACGCCGGGCUACGGCUCGGCCACCGCCACCUACGACGCGCCCGACGGCGACGAGGACCGGACCACGUACGCCGUCACCAUCACCAUGCCCGGCGAGAACUCCGAGAAUGCCGUGCAGAUUCACAAGGUGGUGACGGGCACCAUGGCACUGAUUUUUUCCUUCCUCAUCGUGGUUUUGGUGUUGUACGUCUCCUGGAAGUGCUUCCCAGCCGGCUUAAGGCAACUAAGACAGUGCUUUGUCACACAGCGCAGGAAGCAGAAGCAAAAACAGACCAUGCACCAAAUGGCUGCCAUGUCAGCCCAGGAGUAUUACGUUGAUUACAAACCCAACCACAUUGAGGGAGCCCUGGUGAUCAUUAAUGAGUACGGAUCUUGCUCCUGUCACCAGCAGCCAGCGAGGGAAUGCGAGGUGUGA
Messenger RNA from Cinclus cinclus, 2146 nucleotides. RefSeq names its product leucine rich repeat transmembrane neuronal 1 (gene LRRTM1). Bases 581 to 2146 code for a protein of 521 amino acids. The transcript has a single exon. Gene Ontology annotation, molecular function: protein binding. The record is from RefSeq and is a predicted model, not a curated record. NCBI's taxonomy places the organism in Eukaryota, Metazoa, Chordata, Aves, Passeriformes, Cinclidae.